AGUCAGUCGGCAGGAGCCGUGGAAGUAUCCCAGCAGCCAGAGCCCAGGGGCGGCCGGUGGGAGGAGGCAGAGAGUCCGCAGCUGCCGCACCACACAGCAGCUUUGACAGCCGCGAGAGGAAGGAGCCGCCCGCACCCACUCAUGUCUACGGAGCUGUCUGAAGAGCGAGACCUGGACGGGUUGGGAGAGCAGGCGCCAGACGCACAGAGCAGACUGACGGACAUCAGCGGCGGCGCGGCGGGCAGCAGCAGCAGCAGCAGCAGCAUGGCGUCCAUACCGGAGUACUACGCCGGCAAGAACGUGCUGAUCACGGGAGCCACGGGCUUCAUGGGGAAGGUGCUGGUGGAGAAGCUGCUGAGGUCCUGCCCCGAGGUCAGAGCCCUCUACCUGCUGGUCAGACCCAAGGCCGGCCAGUCCAUGCAGCAGAGGGUCAGCGACAUGAUGACCUGCAAGCUUUUCGACCGCGUGCGGGAGGACAACCCCGACUUCCACCAGAAGAUCAUCCCCAUCAGCAGCGAGCUGACGCAGCCGGGCCUCGCCAUCAGCCCCGAGGACGUCGAGAAGCUCUCCGCCUGCAUCCACGUCGUCUUCCACUGCGCCGCCACCAUCCGCUUCGACGAGCCGCUCAAACACGCCCUGCAGCUGAAUGUGAUUGCCACGCAGCAGCUCCUCAGCCUGGCCCAGCAGAUGCACCACCUCGAGGCCUUCGUUCACAUCUCCACCGCCUAUGCAAACUGCAACCGCAAGUACAUCGACGAGGUCAUCUACGCGCCGCCCGUCGAGCCCAAGAAACUCAUCGAGUCUCUUGAGUGGAUGGAUGACGGCAUGGUGCGUGACAUCACGCCGCGGCUCAUCAGCGACCGGCCCAACACCUACACCUACACCAAAGCCCUGGCGGAGUACGUGGUGCAGCAGGAGCAGGACAAGCUCAACAUCGCCAUCAUCAGACCCUCCAUAGUGGGAGCCAGCUGGCAGCAGCCCUUCCCCGGUUGGAUCGACAACUUCAACGGGCCGAGUGGCGUCUUUAUAGCUGCUGGGAAAGGCAUCCUGCGGACCAUGAGAGCGAACAACGACGCCGUGGCCGACCUGAUCCCCGUCGACGUGGUGGUCAACCUCACGCUGGCUGCUGGCUGGUACACCGCCGUGCACAGAAGGAAAACAGAAAAACAGAAAAAUGAAAGACCUAAAACAGCUCUGGUGUACAACUGCACGACCGGCGGCAUCAACCCGUUCCACUGGGGAGAGAUCGAGCACCAUGUGAUGUCGUCCUUCAAGAGGAACCCUCUGGAUCAGGCUUUCCGCAGGCCCAACGCCAACAUCACCUCCAACUACCUGAUCAACCAGUACUGGAUCCUGGUCAGCCACAAGUUCCCCGCCCUCAUCUACGACCUCGUCCUGCGUCUCUCCGGACAGAAGCCGCAGAUGAUGCGCAUCUUCAAUCGGCUGCAUAAAGCCAUCGGCCUGCUGGAGUACUUCAGCAGUCAGGACUGGGAGUGGAACUCUGAGAACAUGAACAUGCUGAUGGGCCAGCUGACCCCAGAGGACAGGAAGACAUUUAACUUCGAUGUGCGCCAGCUGAACUGGCCCGAGUACAUCGAGAAUUACUGUAUCGGCACCAAGAAGUACGUCCUGAAUGAAGACAUGUCUGACAUUCCUGCUGCCAGGCAGCAUCUGAGGAAACUGAGGAACAUCCGCUACACCUUCAACACUCUGUUGGUCGUUUUUAUCUGGAGGGUGUUCAUCGCGCGCUCCCAGAUGGCCAGAAACAUCUGGUACUUUGUGGUCAGCCUCUGUUUCAAGUUCCUCUCCUACUUCCGCGCAUCCAGCACCAUAACCAACUGAGUCUUCCCCGUAACGCCUCCGAAAACCAGAGACAGCGGCCCUCGCCUCUGGCUGUCAGCAGGACGUAACACCGAGACUCUGACCGUCCACAGAGGACUCUCUGUCUCCUCCUUUUGGUGUGGAUUAGCUGGGGGCUCUCUACAGGUGGGAGGCUGCAGCUGAGUGAAGCGCUCAAAAGGGAGAAAAGAGGUCUACUAGCCAUGAAUUAUUUGUUUAGUUUGGAAAUCUGUCAUCAGUACCUGCACUAUUCAGUCACCAUCCCGUCCAAAAAACAAACAAAAAAAGUGUUGUCAUUCAUUUUGUACCUACCGUUUUCUUCUUAAAGUGGCCAAUAUAUGCAACAAAAAGCCUUUUGUGUGACUUCCAUUCUCUUUCCCUCAUCACUGUUUCCAUCCUCUUGAAUCUGGGUACAUUGCCUUGCCUUGUGAUGAUUUUUUUUCAUACUUGAAAUAUGGCAGUGCUUCACUGGAGGACGAUUUCUAUAAGAUUAUUUUGUUUUUUACUGUGGGGAUAUCCAAUUCUUCUCUUUAAUAUGCAGGUGAUUUGGAUAUCUGUAUGUCUUGCAUUACGUGUAUCUACUGCCUUUUUAAGAAUACAUUCAAAAACUAACUGGUGGUCAUCGUGUCUCAAGGCCAGUCCACAGAUUGAGACUAGUAUUUAAAACUAAGACAACAGUAUCGCUACGGAAACAGAAACAGACAGAUCUGCCAUCUCUCCUGCUGUCGACGUUGUCACUUAUUUACUAUCACAAACGAUAAUGUCUUUGAACACAUAAAACCUUGUUUGUUUGAAUGCUCAUCCACUUUUUGCCUGUUUGUACAGCAGUUUGUACUGAAACUAAGUUUACUACUUUUACAUCUUUAUACUUGCGUCUGAGGCUAGUCUGAUAUAUGUGGUAGACCUUGGCAGUGUAUUAUAUAUAAAUAAGAGUACAUCAGAGUCGAGUUUAUUUGUAUAGCCCAGUAUCACAUACUGUACAGUGUCUCCCAACAGUUUCCUAAGUUUUCUGAGAGGACAAACUCCCCCUAGAACCCCCAAUCCUCAGGCGGCUCGGGGUGAAAAGAGAGCACAAAGAAAAAAAUGACAAAUUAGCAUUAACCCUUGUGUUGUCUUAAGGGUCAAAAAUGAUCCACCUUCACUAAACAACUUUAAUUAAACAGCUUGAUUGAAUUUUAAAUCCCAAAUCUACUUUGCCUGAAAAAAAUUACCUGUUAUUCAUCACAAACUUUGUGAAUAUCAAGGUUUUCCUCUUACAGUGCUGAAAAACUGGAUUUAUGGAUGGAUCGUUUUUUUUAUGACACACCUGUCAUAAUUGGUUUUACUAAAGUUUGGGUUUAUUUUUUAUUAGUUUUAUUGCUAAAGGUACUGCAUAGGUGUAAACAUUUUUUAGCAAGCCUGUGUGCAUGCAUGGUUUUUAUGUUUUUUGUGGUACGAAAAAGAUUUUUUAGCUGCCGGGUUAAAAAAAAGACCCCUAAGACAAGAUUUGUACCCUGUUGGUGUACAGGUUUCAUGAAAAAAAUAUGAACAAAGGCAAUGUUUUACUUUUUCUCAUGUUGGGGUCAUUCUAUGAAAAGUCAUUGAAUUUCAGGCUGAGAAAAGAUCAUUAAGGGGGUUUCCUCUGCUGUUAAACAUAGUGGUGGUUCAUUUUUAACCCCCUAAGACAACACAAGGGUUAAGUUGUAAUAAUUGGAAAUGCAAAAUCCAACAUUGGGAUUCCAAAAGGUCCAAUGCAAAUUUUUAAAAUCAAAAUUAAAAACUCCACGGAAUGGGUCCAGUCCAGUAUUAGUUAUGUCCAAGAUUGUAGGUACAUGAGGUUGGGGGACCAAGCUUGGAGAAGGCAGCUGAGUUGAGUAGAAGCUCAGGUCACUAUGGAGGAUGGAGGAUCUAGCUCAAAUUUGUGCCUCUUGGGUAUUAGUGUUACAUUUGAGCCACAGUGGUAACCAUCCAGGGGAUCGAAGAAGACUUCUUGAACCAUCUGGAUGGAAAAAACAUACCCCAUAAGAUUUGAAACCCAAGUUUAAACUCAGAGACAACAGCAUGCCAAUCCCCUUGAUAAGCUGUGCUAAUACCUCAGGCACUAACUUGAGCUAGAGAAUACCCAGCAGCAGGCCAGUAGGGCACCCAGCAAAAUGCAUCUUAAAGAAAUAUAAGAACUUAAAGUAUAUGUUGAGUGAAGAUGGAAGCACUGUUGACUGAAGAUUUCUUCUAGUACUUGAGGCAGGCCUCUGGAUACUGAAGAGGUCAUGAGGUUUGAGAAAAAUCAUCUAUUUAUAUGUUAGGGAAGACCAUAAAAAUGGCCCUAGUGUGAAUAAGAAGCAGCAAAGCAGCGAGGUUACUGUGUUAGAAGCUGGAGAUUUUCCAGUGAAACCAGAAAAAGAGCAUGUCAGCUUUAUCUAUAUGUAAAAGCAAGAUCUUUUUGACAGCUGGGACAGGACAGGGCAUGGAGCAAUCAUUGCAAUAUAGAGUUGAGUGUCAUCUGCAUAAGGGCGAAUAUUUAUGCUGAAAACUCUGCCGAACAGAAGGAUAUUAUGAAAAGUAGAGGACCAAGUGCAGAGCCCUGAAGUUCGCCGAACCCUACCCAAUGGGGAGAUGGACAAACUGUGACCUUUAUGUUAGUCUGGACCUAAAUCACAAAAGUGCUAGGUUAGAAACUAGGGACUUAAGCCCCUUCUGGUAUUGCAUCCUUGACCCCCCAGUUUGGAAGAUCUGUAAAUAGUUGAACUACAUAUUAUUCUUAUAGACUACCAAAAAUUGUAUUUGACUGUUGAUCUUUGCUUGGUGAGUGUCUUCACAGGAUUCCACCACAGAGCUUCCCACAGAGUCUACCAAAAGUGUUAAGUGAGACAGGCAAGUCAGAUUUUUACUAAACAAAUGAGAACACUGUGUACAGUAUUGUAUGUGUUGCAAGGCUUGACUCUUGACAGGAUACAAAUACAUAACAGUUAUGAGCCUAUAUGGGAGAAAAAGGGACACAACUAAAUAAAUGUUUAUGCAAAGCCCAUGUCUGUGGUGUAAUCAUGGUAACUGUCCUCUUCAUUUCAGAGGGGGAUAAUGAACCAAAUUGUCUUCAGUCGUAUGAGACUUGUACGAUGAAGUGGUUUCGUCAGAAUUGUUCUUACAGACUUUAUUGUAAUGGUGUCGUUACAGAGUUUUGUGUGUUUCUCAACAAAGUGCUGUCUUUGCUGUUUGCAUACCAAAUUCAGAGCUCUGUUGGUACAGAUAAACCCCAGGCUGGAGCUACGUACGUUACUGUAUGUAACAAAACAACAACCACACGUAACCAAUGACUUCAUCUUCUACUUUCUGGUGUCAUUUACAAAAUGUUUGACCACCUUUAUUCCUUGCUCUGACAACACUUCAUUCAAAGUCUGCUUGGCAAAACUGAAAUAAACUAGAAGAGAAAAAGUG
Centropristis striata (black sea bass) is the source of this 5250-nucleotide messenger RNA. RefSeq names its product fatty acyl-CoA reductase 1. The transcript has 13 exons. The coding region runs from base 142 to 1842 and encodes 566 amino acids. Gene Ontology annotation, molecular function: alcohol-forming very long-chain fatty acyl-CoA reductase (NADP+) activity. NCBI's taxonomy places the organism in Eukaryota, Metazoa, Chordata, Actinopteri, Perciformes, Serranidae. The record is from RefSeq and is a predicted model, not a curated record. Gene Ontology annotation, biological process: long-chain fatty-acyl-CoA metabolic process. Gene Ontology annotation, cellular component: peroxisome.